Molecule: messenger RNA, 1302 nt
Organism: Thalassophryne amazonica
Lineage: Eukaryota; Metazoa; Chordata; Actinopteri; Batrachoidiformes; Batrachoididae
Gene: mbd3a
Product: methyl-CpG binding domain protein 3a
Exons: 7
Coding region: 126-854 (242 amino acids)
Source: RefSeq, a predicted model, not a curated record
UCGGCGGAUUCAUCAGGUGGAGGCAGCAGUGCGGUGUUUGAGCGGCACACUUUCUUUGCUGUGCGUUUACAUUUUUGUUUGUUGCUGGGAGUCAAAGGUAAAAAGCACUCGAGGAUAUCGGAAACAUGGAAAGAAAAAGUGCACCUGUGAAAAACCUCCUCAAUAAAGCCCAGAUAAGCCGUGGACUUGGCACAAACCAUUCGACAGAUGUACGUAACACAAGGGAUGGACAUGUGCUUCUGACAAAAGUGCACCGCAGUAGGCACAAGCACCUGUAUGAUGUCAACCAUCAAAUCAGGGCCAAACCUGAUUUAAACACAACACUACCAGUUCGACAGACUGCUUCCAUCUUCAAACAACCAGUGACCAAGGUAACAAAUCAUCCAAACAACAAGGUGAAGACGGAUCCUCAGAAGGCUGUGGACCAACCAAAACAGUUAUUCUGGGAGAGAAAGCUGAGUGGCUUAAGUGCAUUUGAUAUUGCAGAGGAGCUGGUGAAAACCAUGGAUCUUCCCAAAGGCUUACAGGGUGUUGGACCAGCGUCUUCGGACAAAACACUGCUUUCUGCCAUUGCCAGUGCCCUGCACACCAGCUCUGCUCCUGUCACUGGACAGCUUACCGCUGCAGUGGAGAAAAAUCCAGGAGUCUGGCUCAACACAGCACAACCUCUCUGCAAGGCCUUCAUGGUGACCGAUGAUGAUAUUAGGAAGCAGGAUGAUCUGGUGCAGAAUGUGAGGAGGCGGCUUGAGGAAGCCCUGAUGGCUGACAUGCUGGCUCAUCUAGAGGACACUGCUGCAGACUCGAUAGCCAACAAACUAGAGACGGUUGAGCAGGUGGACAAGGAUGACACAUAGCCAAGGUUUACUUGAUGUGAAGUUGGUUGGGAAACUGUAUUCCUCUUUUAUACAAAAGACUUUCAAACAGCCGGAACACGAAGGCCUUUGUUGACACUCCCAACUAAAAAUACAGUUUCUUUAAAAAAUGUUUUACAUUUGACAGUGUUGUUCUGAAUGGAUGUGUUGUUACUUUACUUUCAUCUUUUUCAUCUGUAAUGUUGUUGCUGAUGGUGUGAGCACAUGUUCAGAGCUAAACACAAACAUCAGAUGGUGCUUUGGAGAAAUAAAUCUACUAAAACGUCUUUUUUUUAAAUCUGACUCUGAUAGUGUAUGACAUUGUUUAGAUGCAGUGUGUUUAUUUGUACACAGUACUGUGGCUGUAAAUGGUCAUAACUGUUUGACUAAACGUUUAAUGGUUCUGUUAAUAAAGUACUGUAAUUUCACUUAAAACCUGAGUUCACAAGGG